UGGCAUUAUGAAUAAGAAAGCAAGACAUAUCAUCAUCGCAAUAAACCCCACGUCGCAAGAAGCUGAGCAUACCGUUGAUUGGGCCAUAAGUAAUAUAUUAGAUUCAAACCGCGAUCAAGUCGACCUUGUAUGUGCUCUCGACCUCGAUGUUGAUUUUACAGACGAUGUCAUAUCCGAUGUGCCAGCCAUGUACGAUUAUCAAUACCUCAAUGAUAUGGAGCAACAGAUUGAAAGUCGGUCUGCCAAUGCAAUGAAACGGUUUGAGGGCAUGCUGACUGAAAAUGAUAUCAAUGUAAAGGUGAAAGUUUACAAGGCGAUAGGAUCAGAACCUCGGAACAUUUUGGUAGAAUAUACCCAAGCUUCAAAUGCUGAUAUAUUAAUAAUGGGCAGCCGCAAUCUCACCACUUGGAAGAGGUUCUUUUGGGGGAGCUUCAGUGAGUAUGUACAAGCCCACGUUAACUGCCCUGUCAUCAUCGUGAAAGAAUGAUGAUUAUUGAAAAUGCGAAAGAAGCUUGUUGCUGCGUCAUAUCGCCAUAACUAAAUAUAGACACACCGAAUAAACCAUGAUCAAACGUUAGCGUUUACAGCGACUACCCAAAACAAAGCAUUACGUUGCUACCGUCCGUUUGUGAGCAGACGGUUGAUUUUCAUGAAGUUUACCUAGUCCAAACCACUUUCAAAGUGCGUAGGCGUUGAUUCAAAGGUUAGGGAGUAAUUGUAUGGGAUUUUCAGCAGGUACUGUAGCGGAACCCGGACUUAAAAUUGCAAAAGUUACUUCGCGCCAGACUUGGUCCCCACAUGCUUUAUAAUCUCGUGAUUGGUGGGUGAGUACGCGCCGAGCCAAAAUGCC
This is a messenger RNA of Umbelopsis ramanniana AG, 850 nucleotides long. RefSeq lists its product as uncharacterized. The record is from RefSeq and is a predicted model, not a curated record. Bases 8 to 487 code for a protein of 159 amino acids. NCBI's taxonomy places the organism in Eukaryota, Fungi, Mucoromycota, Umbelopsidomycetes, Umbelopsidales, Umbelopsidaceae. The transcript is spliced from 3 exons.